AAAAUUUCCCAAGUAAUUUUUUCCGGAAAAAAAUAAUUCCGGGAAAUUUUUUCCGGAAGUUUUUUUCCUUAGGGAAUAAGUGCGGGAACCCUGAUGCCGCCCAAAGAAUAUCGUAAUUAUUUCCAGACGCCAUCACCUGAGGUACAACUCAACCGAGAAAAUAAUGCCUCCGAUAAAAUGAAUAAUGUGAAUUCGCCUAUGGAUCGAUUAUCAAAGGUUCCUCUACCGACAUCAUCAAAGGCCAAAUUCAUUGAAAAGAAACAACCACGUGAUUCGGAUAAGAAGAGCAACGAUAAUUGUACUCAGCACAUCAAUAUGACGAACCUACUGAAAAGAUCCAUUGAGAGAAGCCAGCAAAAAGUCGUGCAACUCAUUGAAGAUUUAACAAAAAAAGUUAAUGUUCUUGUAGAUAACUGGGAGCAAUUAAAAAAUACUCCACAACUAACUCCUAGUGAAGGUAUGGAACGAUACGGCAUGGAUCCUAAAUCUGGUUUCGUGCGACUCGACGAAAAUGGAGUAAGAAAUAUCCACAUUGGAAAAGGCAUUUGGAUGAAAGAGGCAGACUAUGAUGAAGUUGUGUGGACUGCUAACUCAACUAGCGUCUUCGUAAGAAAUAUGGGAUUUAACCUUUUUGGUGAGGAGAUGAAGAAUUUUACUGUGACUGGGAUAACUUCUGCUGUGACCGGGGGAAAAAAGAAGCACUUGAUCCCACAAAAUGCAUUGCUAUCCGAGAAAUCACUGAUUUCUACCUAAGGAAUUAUCGAAAAUGGACGAAUGAGGAAAAGAUUUUAGAAGAAGUAAACAAAGUGGGUUAUUAUUUGGGACUGAAGAUAAACGAUAUGAACCAGAAAGCACGAGAACCAAAAGAGAAGUCUGCAUCAAAGGCAAGAAAGCCAAAAGUUUCACGUGCAAAAACCGACGCUAAACCAAAGAAACAAAAAAAACGAUUAUUAAAAAGAAAAUGAAAGGAGAUGAUCGCGAAGGGCUGAAACCUAUGGCAAGCAUGUCUGAAUUCGAUUGGGAUCUUGAGGAAGACUUAGAUCCAAAUGCAUCAGAUAAUGAUAGCGAUAAUGAUUCAGCGGCAGGAAUACGAGCUCAGCGUGAAUAGAUAUUAUUUAAAGAUUAUGGAAGACCUGAGACAUUGAAGCAUAUUGUUCCUUGUUCAUAAAAUCCUUACUGUGAAGAGGAAAUAGAAUUUACCAUCGGAGUAGGGAAGAGUGAUGAUUUUCCCAACGAUUUAUUUUCGAUUCUAUCCCAAGAAAAUGGCCCAAACCCUCCGCAAGGAUUAAGGGUGACAUAACGGCGGGCAGUCAACUGCACUUUUUUGGAUUUAUGCAAAAAAAAUUUAUUCUGCAAUUUUUUUCUUUGCAUAAAUCAUAAAACGUAUAGUUGACGGCUCUUUGUUAUGACGCCCUCAAUUCUUGGCGAAAAUUUCAGUCAUUUUCAUUGGAUAGAGUCGAAGAUAAUCAGUUUGAAAAUAGUAUAUUACGAUACAAGUGAAAAAAAGUAGUUGUUGACGAGUGUAAGAGUUACAGGCCAAGCCGAAGGCGAGGUCUGAAAUUGCCAAAUUCAAGUGAUAUUGGAAAACUAUGCCAAAAUUAUUAAUGCUUAUAGUAAAUAGAUGUACUCCCCAAAAAUGAUUAUAUUCACAGAAACAUCUAUAGUUUUAGUAACAAGAUAUUAUUGAUUGUGUCUGUCACAAAAGACAGCUACAUUUAUCCUUCAGUGAAUGUUGUCACGUGAUUCUAGCGAUUAGUCAACUUUCCAUAUGGAAACAGAAAAUAGAUGACAUUUAUCUCUUUAAAAUAUAUUUUUUAACUCUAAUAUUAAUAAAUUUCAUCAUCCCAGAAAUAUGAUAGUACUUACCAGAAAUCGUAAUCUAUCUUUACCGAUGAAACAAUCCUUCAAGCACUGAGUAAACAUUUUAUCAAUAGGAUACAAACGGAAAUCCCAUUGAAACCUAAAGAAAAUUCAUUCUCAUUGCCUGGCUCCAAACAUGGCAGUCUUCAAGAACCAAUGGGAUCUUAUUGGUCUUGUUGAUUCCCAUUACUUUUUCCAAGACUGAUCUCUCUCGCGCUCAAAAACAAACCAAUGAGAUCCAAUAUGGAAAUGACAAUAACGUCAUCAUUUCUUAUUACCACAAUUUGUA
Diachasma alloeum is the source of this 2149-nucleotide messenger RNA. RefSeq lists its product as uncharacterized. The record is from RefSeq and is a predicted model, not a curated record. The coding region runs from base 94 to 753 and encodes 219 amino acids. The transcript is spliced from 6 exons. Lineage: Eukaryota; Metazoa; Arthropoda; Insecta; Hymenoptera; Braconidae.